AUGGAUGGUGGUGAUGGCUGCACAACAAUAUGAAUUAAGGUAGUAAAUUUUAUGUUAUGUGUAUUUUACCACAAUAAAAAAAUAUUAAGGAAAAAAGUCACCUGUCAAAUGUGGAAAGUCGUGCAGGUGCUGACUGUCCCAUAGGAUUUGUGGAGAGAGUAAAUGAGCCAGUGAAGACCAAAAGACUGAUGGUCUGCUGGGUCGGUGGGGGAAGCUUGGUGAUCCUGGGCAAAGACACCCACCUUGGAGCCACUGGCCCGGCUCUCCCUAACCCAAAGGAUCUUGGGAAGCGGAUGUGGCCUCUGGGAAUUCUCGCGCCAGGACAAUCUCCUCUCUGGCUCUCAGGUUUGGGGAUUCCUAGAUCUGAAACAAACACGGACACAUCCAGCGACCCUGCCCAAGCAAGGCAUAACCAGGGAAUUAUAACUUACCCAUCAGCCACCCGCCGCAGCCCAGGCCUCAUUUCCAGGCUACGUAUCUGUAAAGAGGCGGGCAGGGCGCCCUCCCACCUUUCAGGCCCUGGGGUCCAGCUGGCCUGCCUUCACCCCUCUUGUAGGUGAGAAAGCUCCGGAGAAGCUUUUACCUUGGGGAGCCGCAGCUGGGACGCGAGCGGUGGAGACUGGGCUUACUGAGAGUAGAAGUGGGCGGUGAUGGCGAAAAGCUCCACCCCCUCCCCAGGAAGGGAUCUGAUUGGUGGAGGGCCAUGGGGCGGGGCAGCGCGGGAGCUAUAUAAAGGCUCUCACUCUGGGCUUCCUUCAUGCUGUGGGUAAUCCAUGAGCUCAGGUAAGGCUUCUCGGGGGAGGAGGCUGGGCUGCUUUACGAGGCCCCCAGGUUGGCCACGGGGUGGUGGACGGCAGCUUCUCCUGAGCCCCUUAGUUGGCGUCUCUCUCUCCUUGGCUUGAAAUGUCUGAGGUGGCCCCACCUCACCUUUUUCUAAACCCAAGUAUUUGUCUAAUAUCAUUCCUUUCUGUGGGCCUCAGUUUCCCCUCCGUGAAGUAAGAGGUUGGUGGUCCUUUCAUGGCUCCCGCUUUGGUGCAGGUUGAGGGGGUGGUUGUGAGUUGGGGGACAGAGGAGCAAUUAAACUUCAGCUUUGGGGGUCAGACAGGCUCCACCUUCAAGUCGCGGUAAGACCUCCGUGCUUGAGUUUGCAAAAUGGGUCUUAAGUUAUACCCACCUCCCGGGAUGAGAGAAGAUAUGCCCUUAAAGCAUUUAGCGCAGCUCCAGGCCCUUAGGAAGCGCUCAGUGGUGUCAGUUGCUGCUAUUCUUACUUUCUGGCCUUGCCUGCGGUGCCAGGAGGAGGGUGGGGGUGCUGCAGCCUCCAAAAACUCUCCCUCCUUUCUGGCCUCCCCACCCCACACGAAUCCGAGUUUCCUUCUGUUCCCAGCCCCCACGUCUCCACACCCAUCCCUCCACCUUCAGGAAGUCCUCUAUUAGGCCAGCCCUACAAAUCCCCUUGACUUGUUGGGGGCAAGGGGGUAGGUGCUGAGUCUUGGGGCUCCUGCCUUUACAGGUCACCUUGCCCCACCCCACCCCUCCCACCCCUACCCCCUAUGAGAUGAGUGACACCCAAGACCCUGCCGCUGUCCCUGCCAUUGCCACCCAGGUGAAGCUGGGGGGCUGGAGCCGUCAAGGCGUGGGCAGUGGGUCUCUCCGUUCCCGCCAGCACCAGGAGCUCCAGGCCUUCCUCAGCCUUCUGGAGCACAGUUUCCUCCAGGAAUUCCUCUCCAAAGAUCCCUGUUUCCAGAUUUCGGAUAAGUACCUCCUGGCCAUGGUGCUGGUCUACUUCCAGCGCGCCAACCUGAAGCUCAGCGAGUAUACCCGCAGCAACCUGUUCUUGGCGCUGUACCUUGCAAAUGACAUGGAGGAGGACCUGGAGGACUCCAAAUGUGUGAUUUUCCCGUGGGCCCUGGGCAAAGAUUGGCGGCGGCGUGUGUCAGGCUUCCUGCACCAGAGGGACAAGCUGUGGGCACGGAUGGGCUUCCGGGCAGUCGUGAGCCGCCAGCGCUGUGAGGAGGUCAUGGCCAAGGAGCCGUCCCACUGGGCCUGGACUCGGGAGCGGCGACCCCACCACGGCAGGGCUCAGAGGAGCCGUCCAAAGGCCCGGGUUCCUCUCCCCCGAGGCCCCGGCCUCUCACCACCCCACUGUUCCCUCUGUGGCUUGCCCCCUCGCCGCAGCCACUGCUGCCGCCACCCCCGCCCCUUGCCCAUCUUAUCCAAGUGCCCUUCCCCGGACCCUGAGUGGCAUCACCCUCCCUCCCAAGCCUGUCUCUCGGUGCCUGAAGACCCCUGGGGUGGGAGCUUCCUCAUCGUCCUGCCCCCUGAGCUGCAACUGGAGCCAGGCACCUACACCCUCCAGAGUGAGUUGGGGACAGGAGCUGGGGGUGGGCUUGGGAUCCCAGGAGGCAGGUGUGGGGCCCAACAGAAUGGGAAUGAGGGGCGUGGGCUUUUGGGUCCAGCUGGCCUGGGCACCGCCCCAGCUCUGCCACCUCCUAGCUGUGUGAGCUUGACAAGUUUCCUCUCUGCACCUCUCUCUCUCCUUCUCCCCCAGUUUUCCCAAAGCUUCCACAGUGCCCUGGGCGCUGGCACUGGCUCGCAGGGUGAAGAGCAGCCUGCUGGCUUGCCCACUGGCCCAUGGCGCUACUGGCUGUGGCCCCCCUGGCCUCCUGUCCUACGGGCCUCAGGCUGGCAGUGCUGCCCAUGUCCUCUGCCCCCUACUCCCAACCUGUAACUUGUCCCCACUCGGACCAGGGCCCCCUCUAAUAAACUCCUGUCCGCAGGACACCAGCUGUGCUUAGGCUCUAGCCUGGUUCCUUGACCCAGGGUGAGGGUGGGAAGGGAGUUCAGGGGAGGGGGGGGUCUGCCAGGCUUAGGUACCAGUGGUUGAGACCCGUGAGCACAGGCUCCAGCAGCUCCUCCCCUUCCCAUGGGUGGCAGUCAUCCUGAGCCUCAGUUUCCCCUCUAUAACAUCACCUCUGGAUGAUGAGAUCUACAGUGUAGACGGGAUUGAGUGGGAUGAGCUGUGUACAGCCCUUAGGAGAGGGCCUGGAACCUUGUAGACAAAAAAGCUGAAAUGGAAACACCUCUAUAGUCAUUCUAGAAAUGCCUGCAGGGCCAGGCCUGUUCAGAAAUAAGAAACAGUCCUUGCCCUGGGCCGCAAUCAAACAUAAUAUAAUUAUUAUACUACAGCCCCUCCCCCCCAAAAGUAAAUUUGUUAAUGAGAGAGCAGGGAAGGCUUUCCAGAGGGUGGCAUUGGAACUGGAUGAUAUCAGGUUUGCCCAUGGGGGGCGAGGGGGCGGUUGUGGGGAAGGAUACUCCUGGAAAGACAGUCUAGACUAGAGUAGUGACUAAGAUUGUAGUCUCGGAUGCCAGACAGCUUAAGUUCAAAUUCCAGGUUCCUGUGCGACCUUGGCAUGUAAUUUCAUCUCCUCCAUUGCCUCAUCUGUAAAAUGGGCAUUCUACUAAAAUGGGUGUUGGGAGGUUUGAAUGAGCUAAUCCCUGGAAGGGUUUAGAACAGUGUCUCAGGAACAGAGCUCAGGGAGCUAGGGCGUUACCGGCAGAGGGAACUGCUUCCCAGAGGGCAGGGGGUGUGGAGAGAGGUGGAAGGAAGGUGGAGGAGGUUGGGCAAGUCCACAAGGGUCCGUUGGCAGAAUCCCCUGCGUGCUCUAUCCGUGGCUCCCGAGGAGCGAGGUGGUAAGAAAGCCUGGAGAUCGCGGACCUUAGAAGCCAAGACAACGACUAUGAAGUAUUUUUAAUUUGUUUUUCAAAUAGCUAGUAUGUUCACAUGUACAUUUUGAAUUUUGAACCAAGAGUCAUCUCCUGCCCCUGACUCCAGCCACCUGGUUCCCCUCCCUGGAAGCAAUGACAGUAACAGUUUAUGUCCUUCCAGAGAAAGAAUCUAAACAUCCAUAACCAAAUGUGGUGUAAUAAAACAGAUAUAGAUUUGGUCUUUGUCCCUGGUUCCUGGCACAGAGCUCCUAAAACCCUUGGAGUCUCCUGAGUGACAGGGGUGUCUUUUGUUAUUUAUAAUGAGCCCCUUUCAACCACAGCUGAGUUUAUGCUAAUGAGGUGACUCAAGUAGGGCACCUACAGGGCUUCAGGGUGGGGGCUGGUCCCCACAAAGACCAAUCUAGAGGGGGGGAACUUUCAGCUCCCCCACCACCUCCAGGGAGGGGAGGGGGUCCCGGCUGGAGAUCUAGAGAGUUUCUGGGUUGGUGAACAGAGAUGUGCUGGGAGGGUGGCUCCCUGGAGAGGGCAAGGAUGCUCUGCGCUCCUCCCCCCAUGCCUUGCCCUGUGCACCUCUUCUAUUUGGCUGCUCCUAAAUUGCAUCCUGUAUCCUAAACUGGAAUAGUAAAUAAAGCACUUUCCUGAGU
Messenger RNA from Equus caballus (horse), 4370 nucleotides. RefSeq names its product speedy/RINGO cell cycle regulator family member C (gene SPDYC). The record is from RefSeq and is a predicted model, not a curated record. Gene Ontology annotation, molecular function: protein kinase binding. Lineage: Eukaryota; Metazoa; Chordata; Mammalia; Perissodactyla; Equidae. Gene Ontology annotation, biological process: positive regulation of cyclin-dependent protein serine/threonine kinase activity.